Crotalus tigris (Tiger rattlesnake) is the source of this 2544-nucleotide messenger RNA. It is a transcript of the gene TFPI, whose product is annotated as tissue factor pathway inhibitor. Gene Ontology annotation, cellular component: extracellular region. The record is from RefSeq and is a predicted model, not a curated record. Gene Ontology annotation, molecular function: serine-type endopeptidase inhibitor activity. Gene Ontology annotation, biological process: negative regulation of peptidase activity. The transcript is spliced from 6 exons. Lineage: Eukaryota; Metazoa; Chordata; Lepidosauria; Squamata; Viperidae. Bases 47 to 811 code for a protein of 254 amino acids.
UAUCUGCCUUCUUUCAGGUCUCAAUUUAUCCCCACUCAUACUAGGCAUGUCGAUCUGUGCCUUGAAAGCUGAUUCUGGUCCCUGCAAAGCCCUGUACACCCGCUUUCAUUUCAACAUUCAUACCCGCCACUGUGAAAGUUUUAACUUUGGUGGAUGUCAAGGCAAUGAAAACAACUUUCUAACCUUAGAAGAAUGUCAACAAACGUGUGUCAUAAAAGAUGUACCAGAGAAUACAAAGAAAUUAAUACUUAAGAAAGAAAAGCCUACCUACUGCCUUUUGGAGAAUGACCCUGGUGUCUGCCGAGGAUUAAUUCCCAGGUAUUUCUACAACAAAGAGUCACAGCAGUGUGAAAAAUUCCUAUAUGGUGGAUGCCUGGGAAACCAAAACAACUUUAAAUCUUUGCAAGAAUGCCAAAAUACCUGCCAUGACAGGGUCCCCUCAGCCAAUUCACUACAAAUAGAUGGUGACCACAUGGUUUUUAGUACUAUUGGUAAUAAUAGUGCUCCACUUAUUAAGCAAGACUUGUUUCUGCUCCCUUCUCUUUGUGUGAUGCCCAUGGACAGAGGACUUUGCAAAGCAAAUGAGAAACGGUUCUUCUAUAAUCAGACUACUGGAAAAUGCCGUCCAUUCAGCUACACUGGAUGUGGUGGGAAUGAAAAUAAUUUUACCUCUAGGAAGGCCUGUGUGAAGAUGUGCAAGAAAGGUUUCAUUUCAAAGAAGGGACAAAAAGGUGUCAUGAAAAUACGUCGGAAAAGAAAGAAACAAGUAGUCAAGCUGGUGGAUGGGGCAAUUGUUAUUGAAAGGAUUUGAGCACUAUAUAAUUAAACACUCUGAAAAUGUUUCAUUUUAAGAUCUACUAUUCUUAUAUUACCCACAUUAUUUAACAAUGUACCAUACAAGUUAUUUAUCAAGGUUUUCUAUAGCAACCUUUAUGUCUCUCUAUUCCCCUGGCGAUUUGCCAGUUAGGAACCAAACCUUUUACUGUAAAAUUAAUGGUGUGGGGUUUUUUUUCUAUGAUUAUUACAUAGAAUUGCAGAAAAAAAGGCUGUGAUCCAGAACUAGCUCACUUUAUCUUCUUAUUCUGACAUUAUCCAAUCACUCUGACCCGUAUAUCAUACAGAAUUUGCUGAAUAUACAGCCUUGUGACUGAAGAUCACUUUGUUUUACUCUCAUAGGUAAUUGAUUUGCCUGAAGACUGAUUCCUUGCUAUAUGGUUCCUUAGGCAAUAGAAUAUUAUUGGACUCCUUUGGAUAUAAUUGUUGAACCUAAUAUGACAAUAUACAGUUUAGAAUAAUUAUUUCAAUUGUUAGAUACUAUGGAAUCUAGAAAUUUAGAAAAAGAAGUUUAAUCCUUCAGUCUGCAGAGAAAUAUUAUAUCAGCUUAUUGCAACUGUAAUAAACCUUGACAAUAAAAAGGAUAGUGUUUUGUAACAAAAAUACACAGGAAGAAAUAAAUUAGUGCUUUCCAAGUCACAAAAUUCACUAAGAAAUAUGUUAAACAAGACUUCAAUUUCAUUUAAAUUUCUAUUUUAAAAGCCAAAGGUUUAAAUUAAUACAAGCUUUAGUAUGGCUGUGCAAAAAUCUGGAUUCAAAUCGAUCAAUGCAAUUCAGUGCAAAUGGGUGCACAACUAUCACCUUCAGAGGCUCCUUGAAGCAGUAUUAUCAAAACUAAAUCACUGAUUGGUUUUUUUUUAUUAUAAAUAUAUAGUCAAAAUCUAUAUAUAAAGCCCUGCUAAUUAGGCAUUUCUAAAUUUUACUGCAUGUUUUUAAACUAGUUGCUUCCUGAGCAUUUUUAAAUAAUGAACCAGAUUCUUUCUUUUUAUAUUCUGUAAAUUUAGCAUAUAGUUUUGCAUUUAUUUUAUCCCUUUAUAAUAAUAUCUAAGAAUUGUCGAGCUAAAUGAUGUUUUUUUUUAAAAAAAAUCUGUUAUAUAAAUACAUAAUGUAGGAAACCAUACUGUAAUGUUAUAUUUCUUUUUUAGCAUGUCAGUGUCUUCAGAUGUAUAUAAACCCUUUUCAGUCUUUCUAUCAAAUCACUGUUUUUAAUUACUCUUGGGUUGAAUUAGGGAAGGAGGCCUCUAAUAAAUCUUUGCAUCCAGAAGGGAAUGAAGUAAAGCAUGGUUGUGUAUGGAAAAGAAGAAAGAACCUUUGUUAGUGGAACAACCUGCCUCCAGAAGUUGUUAAUGCUCCAACACUGGAAGUUUUUAAGAAGAGACUGGACACCCAUUUGUCUGAAAUGGUAUAGGAUUUCCUGCCUGAGCAGGGGGUUAGACUAGAUGACCUCCAAGGUCCUUUCCAUCAUCAUCAUCAUCAUCAUCAUCAUUAUUAUUAUUAUUAACCAGAAAUAAGACUUGAGGAUUGGUAUUUAUGGGGGAUUUCUGAUGAAAUGAUCAUUUGACUCCAAGAAGGGACAAGAAGAUGCUGAGCCAUUACAAGAAAGCAGAAAACAUAAAGAAAUUCAAAGCAACAACUUAAAGUAGAGGGCCUUGGACAGGACUUCAAGAUUCUGUUAACAUAUCAAAACCACAUUAAAACUUUAUUCCAAAA